Cajanus cajan (pigeon pea) is the source of this 2654-nucleotide messenger RNA. RefSeq names its product Protein kinase superfamily protein. Gene Ontology annotation, molecular function: protein kinase activity; ATP binding. Lineage: Eukaryota; Viridiplantae; Streptophyta; Magnoliopsida; Fabales; Fabaceae. Gene Ontology annotation, biological process: protein phosphorylation. The record is from RefSeq and is a predicted model, not a curated record.
UUAUUGUUGCUUUGGACUGACGUCGCGCGUUGCGUGCACUCUCUUCUCUCGAAAGUUGAUCAUCGCAUACCACCUAACGCAGCCACACAGAGCCAGCAAGCACACACAAUAGAUUUGGAUUUUGGAGUUUUGACCAUCUUUAUGAUCAUCAUUCAUUCAUCUCCCUUAACCUCAAUCCCACAAAUCACCAGAUUCAUAAAUAGAAACAAAAACAUCAAGCUCCGUGUAGCAUAGGUUGUGUCACCACAUGUUAUUUCUUUGUUCCAAAGGCAUGAAGCUUGUUGGUGUGAUGCUACCCUUGAUGUUUGCACUGUUUCCAUGCAUGAGUUCGGCUGCGCCUGCUCCAUCCGCAUCCACGUGCCCUAUGGACCUCAAUUAUGUGCUGAGAAUUCCGUGGAACACUUCUGCUUGCCACAACUUCCAACAAUCAUUGGCAUCAAAAAAUGGAACAGAUGCAAACAAUUGUUGCAUAUCCCUCUUGUCCCUCUUUGGCAUAGGACUUGCACAGCACCUCAAAGAGACUUCUCAGUUCCAACUCCCCAACCUUGCCACCUCCGUUUCAUGCAUCCAAGACUUCCAAUCCAAGCUCUCUUCCCUCUCUCUCCCCAAAAACCUUGCCGAGUCAUGCUUUGACCCUCUUCAGUUUGUCAUCUCCCCCAACAUAUGUGCUGGGAUUCAGACCAUCAAUGAUUGGAACAAAAAGCUUGGCCAGUCCACACCUCUCCAAACUGCUUGCAGACCAGAUCUCAGUGAUCUCUCCCAAUGUGAUGUGUGUCUGGGAGCAGGGCUACAGGUCAAGCAGGAGCUUAUUUCCAUUGAUGGUAAUUCUUCACAUUCCAUUGAUUGUUUCUACUUUGCCAUUCUCUAUGCUGCUGGGAUUGUGAAUGAGUUUGGACCUGAAAGCAAUGGUGCUGUCACUUGCAUUUUUAGCAUAUCGGUUUAUUCACAAGGGGGGUCUGGGGGAAAGGGUCACCAGGCUCUUGUGUUUGGCUUGACAGGAGCUGGGGUUGCUUUGUUGGUGAUGUCUUCUUUGUUGGGGUUAUAUGUGUGGUAUGACAAGAAGCAUAGGAGGAAAAAGCUCGAGACUUUUGAUCAAUUUGAUUUUGACCCUGAGGAACAAGGGUCUAGGCCUAGGUUGAGACCCAAUACAGGGUCUAUUUGGUUCAAGAUUGAGGAACUUGAGAAGGCUACUGAUAAAUUUUCAUCCAAGAACUUCAUUGGGAGAGGUGGAUUUGGGUUGGUGUUCAAGGGAACCCUGUCUGAUGGGACUGUGGUGGCGGUUAAAAGGAUCUUGGAAUCUGAUUUUCAAGGGGAUGUUGAGUUUUGUAAUGAGGUAGAGAUUAUUAGUAACCUGAAGCACAGGAAUCUGGUGCCUCUUAGGGGUUGUUGUGUGGCUGAGGAGAGUGAGAAAUAUGAUGAAAGGGGAAGCCAAAGGUAUCUUGUGUAUGAUUACAUGCCAAAUGGGAACUUGGAGGAUCAUCUCUUUGUGUCAAUGGAAUCUCAGAAAGCAAAAGGGUCAUUGACUUGGCCUCAGAGGAAAAGCAUUAUCUUGGAUGUGGCUAAGGGGUUGGCCUAUUUGCACUAUGGAGUUAAACCUGCAAUUUACCACAGGGAUAUCAAAGCCACUAAUAUACUACUUGAUUCAGAUAUGAGAGCUAGAGUUGCUGAUUUUGGACUUGCUAAACAAAGUAGGGAGGGUCAGUCUCAUCUCACUACUAGAGUGGCUGGAACUCAUGGAUAUUUAGCCCCGGAAUAUGCACUCUAUGGUCAACUAACUGAGAAAAGUGAUGUCUAUAGCUUUGGUGUGGUUGUUUUGGAGAUAAUGUGUGGAAGAAAGGCUCUUGAUUUGUCUUCAUCAGGAUCACCAAGGGCAUUCUUGAUCACAGAUUGGGCUUGGUCAUUGGUGAAGGCUGGGAAGAUAGAGGAGGCAUUGGAUGGUUCCUUGGUGAAGGAUGAAAACUUUCCUAGCUCAAAUCCUAAGAGCAUAAUGGAGAGGUUUUUGCUGGUGGGAAUUCUGUGCUCCCAUGUGAUGGUUGCUUUGAGGCCAACAAUUGCCGAUGCUUUGAAGAUGUUGGAGGGUGAUAUUGAGGUUCCUCAAAUCCCAGAUCGGCCUAUGCCUUUAGGCCAUCCUUCUUUUUAUAAUGAUGGAAGUACUUUUAGCAUAUCUCCAGCAUUAAGCGGCCCCAAAUUGCAAACUGGAGACAUGCUCAGGUAAUGAAGAAGUUCCCUUGUAUUGCUUAAAAUGUAAAAAAAAAAAAUGGAAGGUGUUUCAAUUCUAAGGCUUGCCACAUGUCAAAUUAUACAUGUUUGGUAACACCACUUCAGUUCAUUUGAGGUUAAUUAACUGAUAAGUGUGAGACAAAUAAAUUUCCUCCCAUCAACUGCUCUCAAGAUCUCAAGAUUGAAGCUAGCAAUGACUUUAGGACAGAUCUUAUUUGCCUCAACAAAUGCCAACAAGGAAGAAAAUUAGCAGUUAGCAGGGCAUCAUUAUAAUCCAAGGAAGAUAAGGAUCCCUUAAAUAGCUAAACGUAGGAGUUUAGGACAUAAGAAAAAUGUCUUGUAAAAAGAAGGUUGCAUUUUUCAUUAUUUUCUUGUAAAACGAAGUCACAAAUAAAGACUCCUGUAUAUAAAGGGAAAUGUUACUUUUUUACAAA